Messenger RNA from Vanderwaltozyma polyspora DSM 70294, 819 nucleotides. RefSeq names its product Pih1p (gene PIH1). Gene Ontology annotation, cellular component: cytoplasm; ribonucleoprotein complex; R2TP complex. NCBI's taxonomy places the organism in Eukaryota, Fungi, Ascomycota, Saccharomycetes, Saccharomycetales, Saccharomycetaceae. Gene Ontology annotation, biological process: box C/D snoRNP assembly; rRNA processing. The record is from RefSeq and is a predicted model, not a curated record. Bases 1 to 819 code for a protein of 272 amino acids. The transcript has a single exon.
AUGAAUAAUCAAUGGGAGAUACCGAUUGUUACAUCGACAAUACGUGAAGAUGUUGAUAAAAAAGGUGUGAAAUGUUAUGUUUGUGAUUGUUGCAUCAAUACGAAAUGUACCGAAUGGAUUUCAAAAGAUUACCAAUUAAAGGAAAUUGUUGUAGAAUGGUGCUUAGAAUCUUGUGAACUUCGAGAGUCUAUAGAAAUUUGUAGGGAUAAAAUUGCAUUCCCAAACUUAAAGAAGAAAGGUGCUGUCCCUAGGAUGGAAAUGCUUUCUCAUGAGUUGACAAAUGAUUACGAGAAUCAAAUUACAGAAGCACUUCAAGAAACUGAAGUUUCAGACCCUGCCCAGAUAUUGAAAAUGAAAAGAGAUUUACUACAAGAAGAUGAAGAAUAUACUUUAACUGGAGGAUCAGGGCCCUCAGAAGAAUUACCACCAUUGUUCCCUAGCGGUUCCAGUACUACAAACAAUAAACCUCUUAUCGAAGACAUUUCUGAUUGGAAACCAAAUGAUAAAAAUUCUAAUCAAAUAGAAAAUCAACCUAAAACUAAGAAAGAUCCUAAGUUUGAAGUUUCAAUGAGAAAGACAAAAUCUGAUCAAAAAUUUAAACUUCGAAUUGAAAUAUCCACGUUUAUAGAAUCAAGUCUAGAUCUUUCAAUAAAAUAUAAUAACAGUUCUAACGAAUUAUUUAUUAAAAACAUUAAUUUACACGACUAUAAUGAACAAGAGUUGAAAAUUCCUCUACCGAAUAUUUUUAAUGAUAAAGAUAUAGCAGAUAUGAAGUGCUUCUAUGUCAAGAAGGAUAGAUCGGUGUAUAUUUUCGUCUAG